Molecule: messenger RNA, 1530 nt
Organism: Eruca vesicaria subsp. sativa (arugula)
Lineage: Eukaryota; Viridiplantae; Streptophyta; Magnoliopsida; Brassicales; Brassicaceae
Source: the annotation of a GenBank genome assembly
AUGGCUUCUUGCAUCUUCCUUUUCCUUUUCUCCUUCCUCACUAUCUAUGGAGCUUCUGCUCAAAACCCUAAUUUUCUAUUCCGGUCUUGUCCGAAUACGACAAAAUAUUCAAGGAACAGUACUUACUUAACUAAUCUCAGAACCCUUUUGUCCUCUCUCCCCUCCCGAAACGCUUCAUACACCAUUGGAUUCCAAAACACAUCGGCAGGACAAGCCCCCAACAGGGUCUACGGACUUUUCCUCUGUCGAGGAGACAUCUCUCCGGAAGUAUGUCGUAACUGCGUAGCCUUUUCCGUAAACGAAACGUUAACACUGUGUCCGAGUGGGAAAGAAGCCGUUAUCUAUUACGACGAGUGUAUGCUUAGAUACUCUCACAAGAAUAUUUUCUCUAUUAUUACAUACGAGGGAGGGCUUAUCAUGCUGAACGCCAAUAAUAUUUCAUCUAAUCAAGCAGACCGUUUUGAAGAAUUGGUGUCGUCCACAAUGAACCAAGCUGCGUCCGAAGCGGCGAACAAUUCUAGAAAAUUCUUUACAAUAAAGGCCAACUUUACCACACUCCAGAGUUUAGAUUUUAGCAAAAGAUCUUUGAUACGCAGGGAAAGGCUGGAAUUCGAAGCAGAAGAUGAGAUAACAACUAUAGAGUCGCUGCAACUUGAUUAUAGAACAAUUCAAGCUGCAACAAAUAAUUAUUCAGAAAAUAAUAAGAUUGGCCGAGGAGGAUUCGGUGCAGUUUACAAGGGUACAUUUUCGAAUGGGACUGAAGUUGCAGUGAAGAGAUUAUCAAAAUCAUCAGGACAAGGUGACACAGAGUUCAAGAACGAGGUUGUUGUUGUUGCUAAACUUCAACACAAAAACUUAGUUAGGCUUCUCGGAUUUUCUCUAAAUCGUGAAGAAAGGAUAUUGGUCUACGAGUAUGUGCCUAACAAAAGCCUUGAUUGCUUCCUCUUUGACCCUGCAAAGCAAAGCCAACUCAACUGGACUCGACGAUACACGAUCAUUGGAGGAAUUGCUCGGGGGAUUCUAUAUCUUCAUCAAGAUUCACGACUCACAAUCAUACACCGUGACCUUAAAGUGAGUAACAUACUUCUUGAUGCGGAGAUGAAUCCAAAAAUUGCUGAUUUUGGAAUGGCAAGAUUCUUUGGAAUUGACCAAACCCAGGAGAACACAAGCAGAAUAGUUGGUACCUAUGGUUACAUGUCCCCCGAAUAUGCAAUGCAUGGCCAUUUCUCAAUGAAAUCAGAUGUCUAUAGUUUUGGAGUGUUAGUUCUUGAGAUUAUAAGUGGUAAGAAGAACAGCAAAUUCUACGAGAUAGACGGUGCACAUGACUUGGUCACAUACGUUUGGAGGCUUUGGACUAACGGAACAACGUUAGACAUUGUGGAUCCAGCUAUUGUAGUGCCUCGACAACCAGGGUUUUUCCUUGAGAGUAGGCCCCAAAAAGACCCGCUUGAUACAGAUCAAUCAGGGGCAGGCAAAUCUGUUCCAGGGUCUUUUGACGAUGCUUCAGUCACUGAGUUAUCUCCUCGUUGA